Messenger RNA from Lactuca saligna, 669 nucleotides. The record is from the annotation of a GenBank genome assembly. NCBI's taxonomy places the organism in Eukaryota, Viridiplantae, Streptophyta, Magnoliopsida, Asterales, Asteraceae.
AUGAACUCCGCCUCCACCUCCGCCGCCGUCUUCAGAUCACCAACACGCUUUAUUCUUCCAGCACCACCAUCAAAUUCAUGUAAUCCUAACCUUUCGCCCAUCCAAUACAAACGAAACAAAUCAAAUCUACGCUCCAUUUCCACCAGAUCCCUCCAAAUCUCCCAUCCAAAACACGUAACACCGCCUGAUGCUCCAAAUUUCUCGAAUUCACUCACAGUCGGCGAGAAGCUCGAGAUUCUGGUUUCCGAAUUCAAAUCCUUACCGGAGCCAAUCGACAGAGUGAAACGGUUGAUACACUACGCAAGUCUCCUCCCGGAGUUCGAAGAGUCAGGUAGGGUGGAAUCAAACAGAGUCACCGGAUGUACAGCUCAAGUGUGGCUGGAGGUGAUGAUGGAUGUCGAUGGAACAAUGAGAUUUAGAGUGGAUAGCGAUUCGGAGAUUACAAAAGGUUUCUGCUACUGUUUGAUUUGGUUAUUGGAUGGGGCGGCGGCCGGCGAAGUUAUUGGAAUCAGACUUGACGAUUUAGGGGAAAUGAAUGUGGGAAUAUUGCCGAUUAGGGCUAGUUCUAGAGUUAAUACAUGGCAUAAUGUGUUGCUCAGCAUGCAGAGAAGAACCAAAGCUAUAAUCAUGGAGACUUAUGGUGAUCCCUCUCUUCCUUUACUACAAUAG